AUGCGAUUUAGCAUUAACCAAGUGAUGUUGAAAACAAAAAUGAUUAAACUGUAUGGAAAUACUAUGGAGCAAGUUGCAGAGGAUAUGGUAGAAAGGAUUAGAUUUAUACGGAACAAGGAUAACACACUGAAAAAUGACAUAUUCACAGAGCUGAAUUUAUGGGCUUUAGAAUCAGUGGGAGUCGUAGCACUGGGUGGACGCCUUAAUUGCUUCGAUCCCAACUUACCAGAUGACUCUCCUGUGAAGAAGCUUAUAAAAACAAUUCAUGGUGUAUUAGCAGCAGCAGAAAAGCUUGAUUUUCAACCGAGUCUAUGGAAAUAUUUUUCAACGAGCGCUUAUAAGAAAGGAAUAAAGUUAUAUGAGGAACACAUGAAGUUAAACGAGUAUUUCAUAGACAAGGCUAGCGCUGAACUGAAAUCGACAGGUGAAAAAGAUUACAAAGACAAAAGUGUGCUUGAAAAAGUACUAGAUAUCGAUCGAAAAAUUGCAUUAGCCACUGCGUACGAUAUGCUGUUUGGUGGUGUUGAUACGGCUGGCUCGACUGCUUUGGCUUUACUGUACCUUCUAGCCACAAAUGAGGAAAAGCAGGAAAAAUUAAGAGAAGAGGUUUUAUCGAAACGAGAAAAACAACCAUAUAUGAGAGCGUGUAUUAAGGAGAGUUUGAGGCUAUUUCCUGUAUUUGCUGGAAACUUUAGAAAAACCACAAAAGAACAUGAUAUUCUAGGUUAUAGAAUACCGAAGGAUGUAAGAUAUUGCUAA
Bicyclus anynana (squinting bush brown) is the source of this 759-nucleotide messenger RNA. RefSeq names its product cytochrome P450 CYP12A2-like. Lineage: Eukaryota; Metazoa; Arthropoda; Insecta; Lepidoptera; Nymphalidae. The record is from RefSeq and is a predicted model, not a curated record. The transcript is spliced from 4 exons. Gene Ontology annotation, molecular function: oxidoreductase activity, acting on paired donors, with incorporation or reduction of molecular oxygen; monooxygenase activity; iron ion binding. Bases 1 to 759 code for a protein of 252 amino acids.